Onychomys torridus (southern grasshopper mouse) is the source of this 3274-nucleotide messenger RNA. RefSeq names its product SHC adaptor protein 2 (gene Shc2). Gene Ontology annotation, cellular component: plasma membrane. The transcript is spliced from 12 exons. Gene Ontology annotation, molecular function: receptor tyrosine kinase binding. Bases 86 to 1807 code for a protein of 573 amino acids. The record is from RefSeq and is a predicted model, not a curated record. Gene Ontology annotation, biological process: intracellular signal transduction; cell surface receptor protein tyrosine kinase signaling pathway. NCBI's taxonomy places the organism in Eukaryota, Metazoa, Chordata, Mammalia, Rodentia, Cricetidae.
CUGCGAGAAGCGGUGACAUCACCCGGCGGGGAGGAGCGCGCGGCUCGGCGCCAGGCUCAGCCGGGGCUCCUCGGCGGCCGCGGCCAUGACGCAGGGUCCGGGUGGCCGCGCGGCCCCCGAGCCCGAGGCGCCCACCACCUUCUGCGCGCUGCUGCCGCGCAUGCCGCAGUGGAAGUUCGCGGCGCCCGGCGGCUUCCUGGGUCGCGGUCCGGCGGCGGCGCGCGCGGCGGGGGCGGCAGAGGCGCAACCCGAGCCCGGGGUCCCCGCGCUGGCCGCCGUGCUGGGCGCCUGCGAACCGCGCUGUGCCGCGCCCUGCCCGCUGCCCGCGCUUGGCCGCUGCCGGGGUUCAGGGACGCGGGGCGCGCGGGGGACCCCCGACGUCGCCGACGAGUGGGCGCGCAAGGGCGGCUUCAUCCACAAGCCGGCGCACGGCUGGCUGCACCCCGACGCUAGGGUCCUGGGGCCCGGGGUCUCCUACAUCGUGCGGUACAUGGGCUGUAUUGAGGUGCUCCGAUCCAUGCGGUCUCUGGAUUUCAACACCCGAACGCAAGUGACGAGGGAAGCCAUCAACCGGCUCCAUGAGGCUGUGCCAGGUGUUCGGGGCUCCUGGAAGAAGAAGGCCCCUAACAAGGCGCUGGCCUCCAUCUUGGGGAAGAGCAACCUGCGUUUCGCUGGCAUGAGCAUCUCGGUCAACAUCUCUGUGGAUGGCCUCAACCUCUCUGUUCCUGCCACCCGUCAGAUCAUCGCCAACCAUCAUAUGCAGUCAAUCUCCUUCGCUUCAGGUGGUGACACGGACAUGACUGAUUAUGUGGCCUAUGUGGCCAAGGACCCCAUCAAUCAGAGAGCCUGCCACAUCUUGGAAUGCUGUGAGGGUCUAGCCCAGAGCAUCAUCAGCACUGUAGGCCAAGCCUUCGAGCUGCGCUUCAAGCAAUACCUGCACAGUCCCCCCAAGGCCGUAGUGCCCCCCGAAAGGCUGACAGGGCUGGAGGAGUCGGCCUGGGGUGACGAUGAUGAGGCUGCGGACCACAAUUACUACAACAGCAUUCCAGGGAAGGAGCCACCCCUGGGUGGGCUGGUGGACUCCAGACUGGCUGUCACACAGCCCUGCGCACUGGCGACCCUUGGGGGCCUCGGACAGGGAAUGUCACCUGCACGGAGAGAUGCUCGUGGCUUGCCUUGGGACAUGGGUCCCUCUGGAGUAGCCCCACCUGGGGAUGGCUAUGUGCAGGCAGAUGCUGGAGGACCACAUGACUACGAGGAACACCUGUAUGUCAACACCCAGGGCCUGGAUGCCAUGGAGCCCGAGGACGUUUCCGAGGCACCUCUGCUGCCUGAGGACAGCCCGAAGAAGGACCUGUUUGACAUGCGACCCUUCGAGGAUGCCCUGAAGUUGCACGAGUGCUCAGUGGCAGCAGGCAUCGCUGCAGCCCCACUCCCUUUGGAGGACCAGUGGCCCAGUCCCCCUACCCGCAGGGCCCCCAUUGCACCCACAGAGGAGCAAUUGAGGCAGGAGCCCUGGUACCACGGACGCAUGAGCCGUCGGGCUGCGGAGAAGCUGCUUCGUGCCGAUGGGGACUUCCUUGUGAGAGACAGCGUCACCAACCCGGGGCAGUAUGUCCUCACAGGCAUGCAUGCAGGGCAGCCCAAGCAUCUGCUGCUGGUGGACCCCGAGGGCGUGGUGCGGACGAAAGACGUGCUGUUUGAGAGCAUCAGUCACCUCAUAGACUACCACCUGAAGAACGGCCUGCCCAUCGUGGCUGCGGAGAGCGAGCUGCACCUGCGGGGAGUGGUCUCCCGGGAGCCAUGAGCCAGGUGCCCCGUAGCCAGCUACACCUGCUGUCUCCGAGUUCACCCAUUCUGUGCACCGCCUACGGCUUUAGUACAUUCCGUGUUGUGCGGUUGUCUCAACAGCUAAUUGCAGAACAUUUUAUCAUCCCAAAGCAAGUCCAGCCCCUAGGAGCAGUCACGUUAUCCUUCGAGGGCUGGCCCUACUGUGUGUGCUUGCCCAGGUUUCCUAUCUGGUGGAGGGUGGGUUUGGUUUACCUUUGGGCUUUUGGUGUUAAGGGGAUGGAGGGCUGACUGAGAGGGCGUGAAAGACGUGAUGACCUCAGGGUCUCUGGGCAGAGCAGGAGGAGGGAGGUGGCUGUGGUAAGGAGGGCAGGAGGUAGCAGCUGGAUGUGGGAGCUGGGUUGGGGGAAGUGGGGGGGCAUUGUGGAAUUUUCCCCAGAGCUGCUGGUCAGGUCAAGCUGUCCUUCGUCCCCAUGACAACGUCUCCUCCUGCCUGGGGGCCAGGGCUGCAGGCAGAACUGCUCUGUUGAAAUGAUGUGGCCCUGUGGACCUCUCCGAUAUCUGUACCAUGCUGGGUUGGUAUAUGUCAUCCAGACAGAGGUUCUGUUUCAGCCUCAAAGGAAUCUGUGAACCUAGAUGUGAACACUCAGGGUCCUUAUGCUAUCUCUUAGACCGCGGGGUUCUGAGACGGGUUCUGAGGUUAGCAUCUUUGUCCACACAGAGAGGUUAAGAUAUUGCCCUGGGGUACCCAGCAGCAGCUUGUGGAGCCCCAAGUCCCAGGUAGCUGUGUGUCCAUGGCUGCUGAGGUCCUUUCUGUUCAGUGAACACAGAGGUGGCUGCUGUCAUGGAUAUCCUGACUUUACCUCUUUCUGUCCACAGGUGAUGGUCCUCAGCCCAGCUCCUCCCUCAAAAGGCCCUUGCCAUGGCCUUGAGGGCUCAGCCUUUCUCUUGGACCUUGAAACCACCAGAAACAGAAUGGCCAUCAUUUCUCCUUCCGCAUGAGCCUCAGGAAGCCGCCUUUUCCUAGCUGCGCUCUGCUGGCUGGGCCAGUGAAUUAGUCAGAGUCCAAGCCCCUGGUCCUGCCUGAGCCUCCACCCUGGACUUGGGUGAGGUAGUAUAAACCAAAGACUGACCCAGUCGCCUUUAACAAAGACACCCCAGAUGCAGGCCCUGUGCCUUCAGUCCCCGGUGGAGCAGAGACAUCAGGCUGUGUCCACGGAAUGACGUGUAGGCAGGUGUAGAUUCCUGCCCUGGCUGGGCUCUGAGGACCCAGAUGCACUGUUGCCUUUGUGGGGGGGCGUGUCAAGGUGCUUUUGGGUCUCAAACCCCUGAUGGGGGAGCAGCCUUGAGGCUCACCUGGAAUGGUAGGGCAUCCAGGUGAGUUAGAGGCAGAGGAACCUCACUGAGGUGUAGCAUCCACUCAGCACCUCCCAGCUGUUACCUGCCUGGACCUUCAACUGUAAUUAAACACAGCGUUGAACGUGAG